Messenger RNA from Amoebophrya sp. A120, 1059 nucleotides. The record is from the annotation of a GenBank genome assembly. NCBI's taxonomy places the organism in Eukaryota, Dinophyceae, Syndiniales, Amoebophryaceae.
AUGGGUUGCUUGUGGAAGGCCCCGCGGCUCGCGGAGUGCGUCGCCAGCCGACAGCUGUCCCUGAAGAGGGCCAACAGAAAAUCCUUCCGAAGGGGCCGCCGGAAGGGCUUCCGGAAUGCCCGCGAAAAUCCUUCCCGAGGCUUCCGGAAAUCCUUCCGGAAUCCUUCCGGAAUCCUUCCGAAAUGCUUCCGAAAUCCUUCCGAAAUCCUUCCGCCGACGGUAUGGCCGACCCUCCUGGGCGAAAGGGAAAUCGAAAAUUUUUUUUUUCUGAAAAAAGCAAUUUGUAAUGCGGUUUUUCGCCCUUCCCCGAAAGCUCGGAGUUCAUUCUGGUUGCGCCCUUCCCCUCUGGUGUCCCAGAAGUAGGCCACCUACAGGGCGCUGCCGAAUCUGGGCAUGUUGCUUGGCAGGGCGGUGCACAAAUUUUUCAAUAAGGACAUCACGAUGAAAAAUUAACUCGAAACCGCCUUACAAUAUAAUCAAUUUUUAAUGAUUUGGCUUGAUCCAGCUUGUGCCACUUGGUGCAGCUACAUCAAGCCGAUAAAGCGAUCUGAUUCACACUGACUGUCACCUGCCGAAAGCGGACCACUUCGCGGAAGUGGGCAGGUGUGUGUGUGUGUGUGUGUGGUUGGUGCUGGCUUCACCACUGAUGCCUAGGUGGGUCUGUGGCCGUCCGAUAGAUCUCCUUGCCCACUUGAUCUAUAGAUGGGAUUUGGCUUCAGGGUGGAGCCUGGAUGUCGGAGGUGGGCCUUCUCGGUGGAGCCCGACCUGGCGACCAAGUCAGGCGCCCGUCUGUGUCGGAGUCGGCGAUAGAACUUUGCGCCUGAUAGAGUGUGUGUCUGUCCGCCACUGAGCUCAUUGCUCAGUGGCGGACGUAGGCUCAGUGAUGUCUCCUUCCGAUUUAGGCUAGAAGGUAGGCGGCUGGGCUUCUGGUUUUUCAAUAAGACUAGAUGACGGUGGGCGGGUGCUUGCACAAAUUUUUCAAUAAAGGACAUCAAUAUGAAAAAACGGCUUCGAAAAUUGCGAGGUCUUCCUGUUUGACUAGCCACAUAAAUGGAAAUG